AUGCCCCCGUCGUCGGGAAGACCUACCCACCGGCGUGCGUCGAUGGGGACCGUGCGCAGAGAGGCCCUUAAGUCUCUUUUUGCGCGAGCUGAGCGUCACAAUGUCGGCAUAUCCCGUGCCGUCCGUGCGGACCUCGAGCUGCAGGCCAAAUCCCUGUUCGACUAUGCCACCAACUCGCCGGAGGCAACCCAGUUUGCUGCCCAUCUCAAAUCUAUCGCUGUUCGUCUUCUCCGUCAGAGACGGUAUCGAGAAGCCAACGCCAGGUUCGGCCUCGCCUCACGCUUCAACCCUGGAGAUCCCACUUUGAUCUCCAACCGCGCUACAUGCAUGUACAAUCUUGCUAAAUACCCGAAGUGCAUUGACAUGUGCCUCGACUGUCUCAAUGCCUUUCCCAAGCUGGGAAUGGAAAAUCCUAAGUUGUACUGCAAGAUAUUGAUCCGCAUGGGCCGUGCCAAUAUCGAGCUCGACAACUUUGAGGAGGCUAGUUCUGCUCGAGACGUCCUAACCUCGAUGCGCAAAUCCUUGGCUGACAAUUUCGGAAGCGAAAUCCCCCAAGAGGAGUUCAGCGCCCUCAUCGAUCCAUUUGAGAGGCAUCUGAAUGCCAAACUGAGCUGCUCCACGAAAGCUCGCAAGGCUGGCUCAUCCUCGUCGGGAGGCGUGUCCACGAUGAAGGAUGAUAAGGAUGAGUACGGAGGGGAUGGAGAGAGUAGCGACGAAGACUCAGGGGGAGGGGAUAGUGAGAGGAGCGACGACGACUCAGAGGGAGAGGAUGGCAACCUGGACGGCUUUGUGAAGAUCGAGGACCUAUGCCCUCAUCUCCAUCGUCAUGGUAACGGUCCAUGCGACCAUCAGUUCAGCGAUCGCCCCACUGUUUCGUCUGUGAGCCCCUUUGAGGGUGAUGGCGGUCAGUACAGUGAGCCAGAUUUAGCGAACUCCCACUCUUCGGGAGACGGUAGCAUUUCAUCUCUCGCUUCAAGCGAGCGAGACGAAAAUGUUGCGACUACAGAUAGUAACAUGCCAGAUCUGGUUUCCGAGGAAGAUGGCGGCUCGGAUUCUGAAGGCAGCGACGGCGAUUUCGACGGUCCGGUUCCUUUCGAUUCUUCUGUCAAAUCGUCACGUAAUCUUCAAACUGCAGACGGUAGACCUCAGCGAACAAGGAAGUCUCUGAAGCCCGCGCAAGGAUCUGCCAAAAAGCGACAGUUUCCGGCACAUCCGAAAGCUACGGUUGAAGUUAGCAGCGAACUGAGCUCGAAACAGGGCGUGGGGCGAGCCAACGGUGCUGCUAUUGCUUCAGCCACAGCUUCGAUGCUUUCGCCUACCAACUUUCAGCCUUGGUUCGUGAAACCAAGGACUAGAACACCGCCGCCCGCAGACUGUCUGAAGUCUCCGUUUUCACCAUCUGUGAUUGCAGCUCAUGCAAAGUUGCCCUUUAAAGUGCCGACCUUACCGCCUGAGGUAGCUGCGAGGGAACUUCGUGGCAAGGUCAGUGAUGAAUGCUAUGAAUCGGAUGAUGAGCGCGGCCCUCGUAGCGCCGGCUUGCUGCCCGAACGACGAGAUGAACAUCGCUCUAUUUUAAAUCAAGAGAGCAAUGCGAAGGGAAACGGAAGCAAUCACUCCAUGAUUCUACGGGCUAUGCUCAAAGAAGUCAUGGGAAAGACUUUUAGAACGAAUCGCUCAGUCGACUUCACGCGGAUAUUUGGGAACCACGUCGCGGCGGCAAGUAGUAGCAAGCGGAAGAAAAAGAUCUGCGACAAGCGUUGCGCCAGCUGUUUUGCACGAAAGAUGUGGAAUUUAAGGUUUGUAUCAACUGAUUUGGACGUGGCUAAAGGUGCACUAAACGAUAUAGAAACAGACUCUCGAAGGGAAAGGAGAACGUUUCUGGCCCGUGAUCUGUGGCAGGGAACCGGAUACUAUGCGAGUGGAUAUGAAAUGGCUUUUGACGUUCCAGCUCUUGUCCAUGGUGUGGUAUACUUGUGCCAUCUGCAAAGCGAGGUUUACUGGCGAGGCGACAAGGUUGCCUUUGCGAGGGACAUACAAUACAAUUUUAUAUCAUCUCUGGAACGAAUUUAUCGUUCUUUUCCGAACAUAGAUUUCCUUUUUAUGCUCUUUAUCAUGAUCCGAGAUACACUCAACCUAUUCGGAUUAUUUCCAGACCCUUUCCACCAUGGCGACAAGGGAAGAUCAUUCCAGUUCUCAAAGAGUGCUUCCGUCGUUGCGCAGAAGUCAUUGUCGCUGAAGCCAGGAGAGUCAGAGAAUGAUUUGGACAUUUGCGAUACCCUACUAGCGAGCCGUACGGAAGAUGUGAACAGGAAUCUUUUUAAUUGGUCUCGUCUUGGACAUGUAACAAAGGAAGAAGAAUGGAUUUAUCAUAUAUUACUGAGAGAUAUAUCUCAUCUAAUGACAAGGCUGAUGAAGCCCGCUCUGAACCCGCCCAUGUACCUUGAGCAAGGUGAGUCGUUCUCGGAUGCUUUUGAGAGGGCCUGCGGAGAGCGCUCUGGGAAUGAAAAAUACUGGCGCUGUCGUAUCGUAACAAUAGUGGACCGGACGCGUCAUCGCAUGAUCGAGAGAACGGCGCAUGAUAUAAGUCAUGCUGGGAACAUAGCGAAAGGUACUCACUUGAUUUCGCACGCAAUCACUGGUAGACCACGUCAGCCACGCCUGUUUCUGAAACGGGCACAGGUUCGUUCGGAGCAGGCGAUGUGGAAGGAGAGUUUGAGCGAUAUCGACAAAGGCCUCGCCCUUUGCGAACGAGGUAACAUAUUUGUUUCGGAGGAGUGGCGUUGCAACCCACCGGAAGUCUGCUGUAAGAUAGAGUUGUUGACAGCGCAAUGUGAUAUUUUUCUUCAACAAGCCAUCAGGAAGACAAACAGAGGCGCAGACUACACGGAGUUUCUAAAAAAGGCUGUUGUGUCUCUUCAGGAAGCCAUGGCAUGCAAGCCGGUGGACAAGAAGAAAGUUAGGUUCCUAGAAGAGAGACUCGAUGCCGUGACAUUCGUUAUCCGAGAGACAACCGACCUGGCUCCAUCUCUUCUUCUACCGCCGACUCUCUUUGGGAGUAAUGAGGCCGGGCCGUCAGGGAACACAACAAAUAUAGAGGGAGCAAAGCACACUGAAGUCGUAAGCCCUGAAGAAGAAUUGCUCGUGGGUUCCGGGAACUCGAUAAACACGAAUAGGCGAAAAUCCAGUGCUCGCCGGAAGAAACGCAAAACAAAGAGUGCCCAGAAGAGGGCUACACCUGAACCCCCUCCCACUCCUGCUAACCCUGAGAACGUGUCGUCCUCGUCUGAUGAAGAUGGGGGACCUGCUUUGGCUGGCAAUCCGUACGCGGCGCUUCUUGGCGAGGAGCACAUACCAGCAUCAGUGGAGCCUAAAGCUCCGACAUCAGCUCCGACUGCUAGAUCGCUUCUGCAACGAGAAGGAGGACACAAUUCAUCUCGGCAGGGGGGUCAGAGGCCCUCUCCAUCGUCUGCAUACACGAGGGUGAAGCAAACAUCUGGGGGAGGUUCUUCGUCCACGCCCGAAUCGAGCUCUCGUUUAGAUUGUGUUCUCUGUGGGCUUAGAUUUCACAGCCAGAGUGAAUCUGAUAGUCACAUGAGAGGCCGUCGGCACCGGACUGCAGUUGCCCACUCUCGGGCCGCAGGACAAACAGCUGCGGAAUGGAGAAGCAGAGUGACGACGCGAUCGCCGCCUUCACCACGAGUCCCUGUCCUGCAAGCACGAGUCCCUGUCCUGCAAGCACGACAGCCUGCGACUGACACUGAACGCCGCCAUACCAAUCGGCAAGUUACUGGUCCAACGCGGGAAGAAGCUCUCGGAGAGGUCGAACGUGCAGUGGCGUUACUAGGCGGCGAAGCGAGGCCGUGUGAUAUCAUUUCGCGGCUCAGAUUUUCCGACUGGAACAUCCCUGAUGCGACCACUUACUUAGACAGAAACUUCGGGGGCCUUCUCCGUUUGUGUCUACAGGGUACAAAUAUGUUUGAAAUUCGCGCUGGGACGGAGUCCAGACCAGUCCUUGCGUGGAUUGAUCCCAGUGAACGCAGAUCGGAUAGAUUGGAGGUGAAUUCGAACGCUGAUUCGGCAUCAAGGUUGAGAGGCACAUCUCGAGAAAUAGCGCGCGGGUCAUCAGUUGGAAGGAAAAGCACGCAGGCAAGCUCGGAAUCGUCAGAUCUAACGAACAUGCUCCGGGAUCAGUUGCGUGUAUCUAAUAGAAAGCAGAGAAAAGGAGAAGCGUAUGGUGAAGGCGAAGCGCGAUCUGGAGAAGGUGCGGAAGCAGACGGUGGACUGGGAGAGUGUGGGAUUUGCCUUGACAAUGUGCCGGACAUCCGGCUCAUUCCGUGUGGGCAUCAAUGGUGCACGCCGUGUAUUGCGGAAAAUAUAAUCAACAGGCGCCGGGAAGAGUGCCCAGUUUGUAAGCAGGUUGUACAACGAACUGAGCUGCUUGGUGAAGUAGACUAG
Molecule: messenger RNA, 4455 nt
Organism: Chondrus crispus (carragheen)
Lineage: Eukaryota; Rhodophyta; Florideophyceae; Gigartinales; Gigartinaceae
Exons: 1
Coding region: 1-4455 (1484 amino acids)
Molecular function (GO): protein binding
Source: RefSeq, a predicted model, not a curated record